GUCCAACUUAAUAGUGCAAUAAUGCAGCCCUUUUUCGAUACAAUCCAAUGGUCAGCUGUCAUGUUUCCCCUCCCCAAUCUCAUCUCACACGUUGAUUACAAAGAGAAAUACUUUGAAAUUCAAUCGAGCGUGUAGCUGAAAUGAUUUGAAACGAAAUAGUAUAUGGAACACGGUUAAUGAAUUGGAUUAAAAUUCAUUCCAAAAUCGGUCUCCUUUUAAAAGGGUUUCCACUUGAGCGAUAAGACUUCACCAAUAAGAACAUGCGAUUUCAGAUAGCCAAUCUCGAUUUCAUUUGCGAUAAGUAUACACUCGGUUUAAAUGUAUUAUAACCUACGCCCGCUAGGAGGCAAUAUGACUAAAGUGGCAGUUCUUUCCGACUCUGUCCGGCAGUCUUCCGCAUCCGGCCCAGCAUAUUGUCUUCACCAAGACCAUCAUUAAAACCGUUUUCUGCUAUUUUCAGAACUUGUUCUCUACUGUAUCGAUCCGCAAUGAGUCUUAAAUUGGCUAUCUUCUUCAGCAUCGUUGCUUGUAUCAACGCUUGCCCCGAAGAGCCAAUCGCUACAGAAAAUCCAACACAUUCGGAAGAGGGCAGCUGCAAUCUCCGCAUCUCUCACGGUGAGAGCAUCGCGCAAAAUACUUUGGGAUCGAUCGUGCAGGAACGACAACCUUGUUCCGCGGACAUCACACCGCCACAUCGGGGCUUAUCGCAAGUUCCAGAAAAUGUUGGCGAAAAAGGUUGGCUGUAUCAGAUCCACGAUGUCCAAAGAAGUUGGCGAAACCUCAGAAACGAUCGCUAUUCAAUUGUUUCCUCUAUCCUCGUCAGGCUUUUCAAAGAGAACGAUCGCGCUCAGACGUUCUUUUCCAAAUUCGCUAAUGUUCCCGUCGAGUCUCUGAAAGACGAUCACGAAUAUAAUAAACAAGUUGCUCUUGUCGCCGAUCGCCUAGACAACAUCAUCACAGCCAUGGACGAUAAGGUGCAACUUUUGGAUAACAUUGAUUACAUGAAACGCAGCCAUAUUGAACGCGGAAUUCCUCGCGGACCUUGGAAAGACUUUAGUCGGAUUCUGUUUGAUGUCCUCGGCUCUGCGGGCAUGUCUUCAAAAGAGUUGAAUUCGUGGAAGAGCGUUUUAACUGUUUUCAUAAACGGAAUCGCGCCCGUGUGAAUUAAGUUCUUGACUUUCGAAAACACUUUUAUGUUUUUUAAAUUUUAAAUGGUCGGCUUUUACGAUGUUUAGACGAGGUCAAAAGAAUAAAAUAGAUGGCUUACCUUUCA
Messenger RNA from Daphnia magna, 1273 nucleotides. RefSeq lists its product as uncharacterized. Gene Ontology annotation, molecular function: heme binding; oxygen binding. The transcript is spliced from 7 exons. The record is from RefSeq and is a predicted model, not a curated record. NCBI's taxonomy places the organism in Eukaryota, Metazoa, Arthropoda, Branchiopoda, Diplostraca, Daphniidae. Bases 489 to 1163 code for a protein of 224 amino acids.